Paramecium tetraurelia is the source of this 936-nucleotide messenger RNA. RefSeq lists its product as uncharacterized. The record is from RefSeq and is a predicted model, not a curated record. The transcript is spliced from 3 exons. Lineage: Eukaryota; Ciliophora; Oligohymenophorea; Peniculida; Parameciidae.
AUGAAUUAAUAAAACAACUCAGAAGAAAAGUAGGAAAUAAUUUCAGAUAGCAGUCCUGGUUUUUAAAUCUAAUAAAGUGAACAAAAGAACUAGGGCAAGAAAUACUUUACAACGAAAUGUAAAUGGAUUUCUUUAAGUGUAUCUUUCUUUGUGUUAUCUGGUAUUGGGAUAUUUUUAGGAAUAUAUCUAAGUUAAAACAAAAGUUCGGCCCCAACGCUCAAAAAAUUCCAAAGAGAUGAGUUCUCAUAAGUGGAUGAAAUUUGUAUAUCACAUCAAUCUAACGGAUUUUAUAAUUGUACUUAAAUUUCAAUGAAAACCAAAAGAGUUGUCUAUGAUGUAAAUCAAAAAAAUUCCUCAAGUUUGUUGAUUCUUACGGGUUUGAAAGUCUAAACAUUUUAAUAAAAUUCUGAAGGAACUAGAUAAUAUGAAGAGAUGAUUGAUUAAAAUACAGAAAUAGAAUAAAAAAUUAAGAAACUCUUAAGGAUAUUACAAGCAACAUCAUCAACUGGAGGUCAAAAUUUAUGUGAAGGAAUUUCAACAGCUGAAUGUGGAAAUGUAAAUGAGGUACCAUUAAUCACAGUAGUUACUGACUAAUAAACUGGAUCUAUAUAAUAAAUUGGGGUACCAUAUGAAGUUCCAAAUGAACUGCUUUAACCUUUAGUUUCGAAUGUGAUACACAUAGCUCCUACUGUAGACCCAGCUGAUAGUAUUGGAACUGAUGGAAAAAGAUUAUUAAAGGAAGAUUAUACAAAUGCAUAUUUUGUUGGUUAGGAAGUAUUUAUUCCGAAGAUAAGUAUUACAACAUCAUGGCUUGGCAAUACUAAAAUUACUAAAAAAGUAACAAAAUCAGAUAAAAUAGAUGGUAGUAAUAUGUUUGAAUAAUCUUAAGAGACCAGUUUAGAUAAUAAUAAUUAUUUAUAAUUUUGUAUCAUCUGA